Messenger RNA from Helobdella robusta, 3611 nucleotides. RefSeq lists its product as hypothetical. The record is from RefSeq and is a predicted model, not a curated record. Lineage: Eukaryota; Metazoa; Annelida; Clitellata; Rhynchobdellida; Glossiphoniidae. Bases 94 to 1461 code for a protein of 455 amino acids. Gene Ontology annotation, cellular component: cytoplasm. Gene Ontology annotation, molecular function: RNA binding. The transcript is spliced from 12 exons.
UUUUCAGUGUUUCCGAAAAUCGUUUGAGGGUUCGUCUAAAAUUUGUUUGAGGAGGAAAAAUUCGGCGUGGAAGUUCUGCAAAAAGCAGCGAAAAUGGCCUUACAAGCAUCAGAUGCCCAAAUUGCCCAAAUUCGCAAAGAGGUGUGGAACAAUCUUUAUGAUAAAGAUGAGUUGAUCAGCCCCACUUUGCCAUACAAACUUGUUCCUAUUUUCAAGGGUAUUGAUGCUGCAAUUGAAAAGCUGCUCGAGUUGGAUUUGAUAAAGAAGACAGACAAGUUGCUUCUCAGCAUGGAGAAGUUGUUGAAGGAUGUUCGUCUUAGAAUUUUGCAGGAGAAGUCUGUAAUGUAUGUGACAACAUACAAGUCAUCAAUGUCGACAGUGUGCAAAGUGGAUGCUCCUGAGAAAGCCAACUCUCGUUAUCUUAGACAGUGCUCCAAUUUGAUAAUGGGAGAUAGGAUUCAUCACAUAGCAGCCGGGGAAGUGAAAUUUGAUGUUUUGCUGGUUUCCUCCGUUGCCGUGUCUGAGUCAGGACAGAGAACCUGCAAGGAUGACAUACUUGGAGAGUUGGAGUUUGCCAUCCUAUCAUCGCUUGGAUUUGUGACUGAUGAUACAGUGGUGGUGACGUUGGUGCACGAUUGUCAGGUUUUCAGUAAGCUACCUGAAAGCAAGGGACCACAUGAUCUGCCUGUGGAUUUCAUUGUUACUCCUACUAGGGUGAUCCAAUGCCCAAAAUCAAGCAAGAAGACCGAGAUAUGCUGGUCGAUGGUGGCAGAGAGUCAAAUGGACAAAUUGUUCAUUUUGAAGAGUUUACGUUACAAUCAGUGGAAAAGUGGUAAGGAUGUUCGCCUCAUGGGAGAAACAGAAAAUCCGACAACCCUUGAGGAGGCAGUUGCCAUGGAAACCAACAAUGGGGCAGGUGGAAUGGGGAGGAGGCAGCAGCCGAGAGGUCGCAGGAUCAGCUACAGCGACAGGAAGGAUCAGAAGAAAAUGGAACGUAAACGAAAAACUUCAACAAAAGAGAAUGGUGACCUGGAUGGAGGGAAUGAGCAACAACAGCAGAUGAACAGGAGGCAGGGAGGGGGUGGCUUCAGGAGAGGUGCGAGAAGAUUCUUUGGCAGGCAGAGGAGGAGGGGGUACAACUCAUAUCGUGGUGGUGGUGGUGGUGGUGAGAACUUCAAGCCCGCCAUAUAUGUUGGGGAACUGCCAAAAGAGUGGACAGCCGAUGAAUUUUCUGAUUUCCUGUCCAAAAAGGAUGUGAAGGCGGCCAGUGUUGUUAAAAAGAAUGAAAUGACUCAUGCAUUUGCAAUCUUUGAUAACCUUGAGGACGUCAACAACUGUCUCAAACAUCUGGAUGGUCUGACCUUGGAGGACAGACCUCUGAAGGUGGAGAUAUCGAGGCAGACGGCCAGAUUGCAGAAGAGCACAGCCGGUGGAGACCAUCCCAAGGAGAAUGGUGCCUAGAAAUUAGUGAAUGGAGUUAUCAGGGAUUGCCUGCCCGUCAACCAACCAUCAGUCAGAUUGUGUCGUUCAGUUGUAUGCACGCACGUGUGCAUAACUUUUUGCUAUUCAGUUGUGUUUCAAUUAUAAUGACGAUGCGAUAAUUUUCAUUUUGAGUUAAUUGAUUAUUUUAUCAAUUAACUGGUUAUGCAAAUUAUCCUGUGAUAUAUGAAUGAUGAUGAUGAUGAUAGUUGUGCACGUAGAGUUGCAUAUGAUUGAAUUUAAUGUGUCUGUCUGAUUUGGUGCUUUGAAUUUGGUCGGUUAACUGGAUGGGCGUAAGAGGGCGUCCGUUGUAGUGCUAAAUUAUAGUAAUAAUAAUAAUUUUAAUAAUUGGAAGUAUGACAAAUGAUUUAUUUUAUAGUACGGAAUAGAUGAAUGUAACAAAAGUUGCUACUAGCCAUUGCGAGUGUGUGUGAGGUUUUUGACUGAGUAUGCAUCUAAGUAAACUUAUGGCGAGUUUGGAAUGUAUUUUAUUUUGAGUUUAAAAGGGUGUAAGUAAGAACAAAUGUGUCGAAGUUAAGAAUAAAAUAACAAUAAUUGAAGGAGAUUAAUUACAUUGCGUUAGUUGGGAAAAUUGUUAACAUUUGUAUUAAAAGCGGUUUUAUCAGUAAAAAGAAUAAAAUAAGGGAAGUUAUAAACGAAUAAAUGAUCAAUUACUUAAUGAAGGAAUAUUGAUUCAUUGCAUUGUUUGCCAUGCAUUUGUAACAAAAUUGAUCGCAAUUUCAUUUUGCAUCUGAUCAUUAAGAAGCAUCGGCAUCUUUUUAUUUAAUUUAUAUUUAUUAUUAUUCUAAUUGUAUUUGUGUUGAAUAUCAUUUUAUGGUGUCCUAAUUUGUUUUUUAUUAUGCAGUUAAGUUAUUUGCUUACUUUUUAAUUUAAGAUUUUUUUCAAGUACAAAUUUCAGUUAUUGCUUUCGAGUAAUUGAUGACUGCUGUUUGUGGCUUGUUGAAAUAAGUAGUACGUAAUUUAAGUGAAGAGAUUCUAUAUAACAUCCUUUAUUUUAUAUUUAUUAUUUUAUUUGUAAACUAAAAUUUUUUUUUCAUAAUUAUUGUUUCUUAAUUACCUUUUGAAUGUUUUUUAUUGUAUUACCUGGAGGUUCAAUAACAAAUUUAUGAUUCUCAAAUUUUUUCGUUUCAAUUUUAAAAAUUUUCUAUUCAUUUCAUCUGAGACAUGUCAUGGUUUAGUAAAUACCAGCAUUAAGUUAAUAAUUAUCAUCUGUAACAAGAAUGAUGCUGUUACAACAUCCUAAUAUAUUAAAUUUUUAUUUGGGAAAAUGUUUAUUAAAAGUAUUAAAAUCGUUAUUUUGUAUGCAAUUUGAUAGCAAUCGUUCGUUCUGUUGAAUUAUUAUUAUUUUGAAAUAAAUAAAAUUAUAUUGUUAGUCAUCAUAAUAACAUGUACAGCUGACGCUUAAUGUUGGCUACUUGCUACCGAAGUAAGUCUGUAUGCAUGUGUGAGAGUUAUUUAGAAAUCUUAUGAAUUGAGUUAAAUGUUAUAUAUCAUCACUUCUGCUAUGCUAAAAAUAAUAUCAUAUUUUUUAAUUUACUCGUCAGAAAAUUGUCUUUAUUUUAUUUAUUAAUCAUUAAUCGUUUUAUUUUUAAAUUAAUUUAUUUGGAUUGCAAAUAUGUACGUGGGACGUGCGUGUUGUUCAUUAUCUUCAAAUUUGUAGGUUCUUUUUCGUAAUGAUUGUAAUAGUCCUUUUUAUGAUGUUUUCUAUGUUAAGUUUAUAUUUAAUUCAAGUGACCUUACGUAACUAAUGUUAGCCAGCUGCUAUAAAUCAAUGAUCACUUACCGGCUUUUGUUAUCAUUUUAAAUUAAGGAUGAAAUGAAAGGUUUAUAUGUUCUAAAAGGGAUUAAAUUAAGUUGUUUAAUUUGAAGCAAAUGUACGAUGUUGAUGUUUUUUAUGGCGUGUUGCUAUUGCAUGUUCAGUUGUCAUGCAAUGGGGAUGGCAAUGUAAUGAUUGUGAUCAUCAUUUUCUUAUAACGGUACGCGUGUCUGUUUAGUUCAAUAGGAGUUUCAAUUUCACCAUUCUUUUCUUUCUCGUUUUAAGUUGCUUGAAUGAAUUUUUUCAUGUUAUGCUUCUCAAUUGUCGAAGUACUAAUAAAAUUUGUUUCUUUUUA